AUGUCCGCUUCAUCCCUCGUAGACCUCGACUCCCUCGAAGCCACCAUCCUCAUCGACAAUGACCUGGACCCCAUGUCCCCCGUCCCCCCAGACACAGUAGAAGUGACAGGUCUGAUGCGCACACUGGCAACAUCCUCUCCACACGAUAUCCACGACCGGGGAGAUGCGCACAAGGAACUUCAAAUGGAGGAUAUAUGCUGCUCUGCGCAUGGGUUAAUUAUCCAGACAGCAACAAAAGACAACAAGCAGCACACGAUCCUCUUCGACGCCGGACCUGAAGGCGACGCCUGGGAGAGGAAUGUUAAGCGCCUACGGCCUGAUUUGGCGAGUGUGGAGGUUGUGCAGUUGUCGCAUUGGCAUCGGGAUCAUUCUGGUGGUCUUCAAAGGGCUAUUGAGAUGAUUACGGAUGCUAAGAAGAAGGCCGGGGGAAAUUCCUCUGCGACGGUAGUUGAUCUCCAUCCCGAUCGACCAGAUUACAGAGGCAUGGCUAUCGGAAAUAAUAUCAUAUCAUUGCAGGCUGAUCCCAGCUUCGAGGAGCUAGAAGCCGCCGGAGGCGUGGUGCAGAAACACGCUGAUGCGCAUACCGUCCUGGACGACUUUUUUUUCAUAUCGGGGGAGAUUCCUCGACGGACGGGGUAUGAGAAUGGGUUGAAGGGGGGGAUGCGGUUCGAUGCGGAAGAAAAGGACUGGUUCUCGGAUGAGGGGAUUGCUGAUGAGAGGUUUUUGAUGUGUAGGCUUAAGGACAAGGGCAUCGUCAUGUUCACGGCGUGCAGUCACGCCGGGGUGGUCAAUUGUGCGCAGCAUGCGGUGGAUUCGCUGGACGGCGAGGUCCCUCUGCAUGCUAUCGUUGGGGGCUUUCACCUUGCUACUAGUGAGACGUCGCAGAUGGAGAGCACGGUUAGGGAUCUAAAGAGGUUGGAUCCUGCGGUUAUUCUUCCUGGUCAUUGCUCUGGUUGGAGGGCUAAGUUUGCUAUUGAGAGAAGUAUGCCGGGGGCGAUGGUGCCUUGUUCGGUGGGGAUGAGGAUUAAAUUCUAG
Molecule: messenger RNA, 1035 nt
Organism: Aspergillus welwitschiae
Lineage: Eukaryota; Fungi; Ascomycota; Eurotiomycetes; Eurotiales; Aspergillaceae
Product: MBL fold metallo-hydrolase
Exons: 4
Coding region: 1-1035 (344 amino acids)
Molecular function (GO): transferase activity
Source: RefSeq, a predicted model, not a curated record